This is a messenger RNA of Brassicogethes aeneus, 1236 nucleotides long. The record is from the annotation of a GenBank genome assembly. NCBI's taxonomy places the organism in Eukaryota, Metazoa, Arthropoda, Insecta, Coleoptera, Nitidulidae.
AAACAGUUGUCAUGUGUUUACCUUUUUAAAAUUAAAAUCACAGAUAACCGAAUUUUACUAUGGAUUCGGAAAUUGCCGGUCCAUCAACCGUUACUUCAGAGCCAUCAACCAGUGGUGCAGAAAUGUUUAAUUUGUCCCCUUCACAAACAGAAAGCCCUGAAGUUUUGCAAAAAAAGUUGUACUUUUUGUUAGAACAAUUACAAAAUAUGGCAAGAGAUUUGCCAGCAAAAUACCAAAUGAGACUGCCCUAUGAACUUCUCACAAGCUUGGCAAAUUGUCUUUUAAACGAAACAGUUUUUGAAAUAGUGAAAGGUCUAUUGGAAAUUCAGAAUGUUACUGAACAACACCUUUAUCAACAGAGGCUUCAGUUUAUCAAUAUGAAAAAGAUGGAGGAACAAGAGAUUUUAAAAACUUUUGAAAAUGAUUCAGAUAGAAAAAUCGAGGAGUUGCAAAAGUUUAUCGUUAAGCAAAAGGAGGAUUUAAAAAAAUUUGACAUGAAUUUGGUUUUGGAACUGGAUCAAAAAGUUUAUGAUCAACAACAAACACUUGAACAAGCUGGUAUUCCUGGAUUUUACAUAACCAAGACACCUAUUGAGAUCAAAUUACAAAUGCAUCUAUUGGAUUUUUUACUACGAAUUAGUCGAAUGACAUUGCCUUCUUAGGAUUAUUAAAUAAGACAAUUGUUUGGAUCUACAUUUUAUUUAAACAAUGGGAUAUGUAUACAUUUCAUUAUGACUAGAAUAGGUAAAUUCACUACUGCAAUUAUUUCUGGAAGUCCAUUACAUAACUUUUAUAUCUAAGUAACUCAUGCAAAAAUGGAUUUUAAAAACUAAGUACCUACAUGCUAAGCAACAUUUUGGUAAAUUUAAAUAUUCACACAACCAAUAGAAUGAUGAUUCACAUGUAUUAUUAAUAUUUUAUUAUUCACUUAUGUCUAAAAACACAGCUAACAUUAUUUAUACAUAAGGGUGAAAUAAUUUAAUGGCAUGAGAAAAAAUUGACUAGAUUCCUGGUGGGGUUCAUUUGUAUAUGACAAAGCUAGGCACUAGCCAAACAAUAAUUAUUAUGGUAUAUCAUGGUAUUUUUGGAUUGAGCCUCAUUACCAAAGUUCAUCUGGUUGAUGUACUUUAAACAAGACUAUCUACAUAAGUUAUGUUAUUGUACUUAAUAAUAAAAGUUAAAUUAUAUCUACAUGGAUUUUUAUAAAAAUAUUCAUAUGGAAGCAUUUUAAAGCCC